CGCACGCGGUAGGCCACUUCUAUAGGAUCCUACCUUCUAUGAAAAAUCUAGUCACCCUAGAACCGGCUAUCAUUAUCAAUGUCAAAAUUGUCAAAAACAAAACAAGUUUCGUAUUUCGCUGGAAAGUUCACUUGAACCACCACCAACAAGUUCACAUUCACUUUAUCCUUCGAAUACAUUCUACUAGAUCUACAGACUGGCGACUGCCACAUCAUACGAUUUCUGAACCUGGGAAUACAAUGAUCCGUGGAGUACAUAAAGUUUGUGGCCAUAAUGCUUUUAUAUUGGAGCCGUAUAUGAGCUCGCUUCAGCUGUCUACCCACUUGACUUCUGCCAAGACUUACUCCACUGCCCAGAAACUUCCUCGGCUACCAGUGCCAAAGCUUGAUGAUACUUUGAGUAAAUAUUUGAAGACUGCCAAGCCACAUUUGAACAAUGAGGAGUAUGAUGUCACUUGCAAUCUUGCUAAAGACUUUGCUACUGGAGUUGGACAGGAUUUGCAGAGUUUGCUAGAAAAAAGAGCACAACAGCACACAAAUUGGCUUGAGGAGUGGUGGCUCAACACAGCAUAUUUGGAGUACCGGGAUCCUGUUGUAGUGUAUUCCAGUCCUGGCCUGGUAUUUCCAUUCAGGAAGUUCAACAGUCAGCUUGACCAGUUGCAGUAUGCAGCAAAAACAUUGCUGGCUGCACUUGAUUACAAAUCCCUAAUUGACAAUGACAAAAUUCUAACUGAGAUGAUGGGCAAAAACCCAUUGGACAUGCAACAGUAUAAGAAAAUAUUUGGAACAUGUCGGAUCCCUGGUCUUAAGAGAGAUUCAUUGUCAUAUAAUACUACCAGCAAACAUGUUACUAUCAUUCAUAACAAUCAUAUCUUCCAUGUUGAUCUCUGGGGAAAUGAUGGUAAAGUUCUUAAUGAAGAUCAAAUAGUGCAGCAGCUGCAGAAAGUAAUAGAAAUGUCCAAUGCUCCCUCGCAAGAUGGAAUUGGUAUUCUCACUUCGGAAAACCGAAAUGCUUGGGCUAAAGCUUAUGAUGUACUAAUAAAAGAUAAUCAAAAUAAAGAUUCGUUGAAGGAUGUGCAAUCAAGUCUAGUGGUACUUUGUUUGGACAAGCCUGUGGGGCUGUGGAAGGCGGCAGACAAAAAUGGCCGUCAAAACAUUGCUGGCGCGCAGACCAUCCACGGAGGAGGCGCGGGACUCAACGGUGGAAAUCGAUGGUUCGACAAAACAGUGCAGUUUAUAGUCGGUGCUGACGGCGUGACAGGGCUGACUUACGAGCACUCCCCAGCCGAGGGCCAACCUAUUGCCGUGCUAACGGACUUCCUCAUCGAUUUCAUUUCACUGCUGGACGCUCUUCAAGGGCUCGGCGUAGAUCGUCACCUUCUCGGGUUGAAGUUGAUCGCACUGGAGAACGGCGUCGAUAUACACAAGCUGUACUCCGACCCGGGAUACGUCAAGAGUACCCACAUGCGACUGUCCACCAGUCAGGUGGCGUGUAAAUGUGACGGCUUCAUGUGCUACGGCCCUCUAGUCAGCAACGGUUACGCGACGUGCUACAACCCGCGCGACAACGACGUCAACUUCGCCACGUCGGCCUUCAACGACAACCCAGAGACCAGCUGCGACAAGUACAGGGGCGCCUUGGAACAGGCCCUCCAAGAUAUGCACGACGUGCUCCUGCUUAGCACACAGGCUAAACUGUAAACAUUUAGUUGCAUAUUCUGUCCAAAUAAUCUUGAGCGCAAUAUAUAAAGCUACCAGUUACAAUUGUACAAAUGUAAAGUGGCAACACUGAGCGAAACGCCGCUCGCCAUCGGUCAUGCGUGUGUCGAACGUAUAUAGCUGUAUGAAAUGGGGUCUAGAUUGUUAAAUUUGGUAGAACUACUUGAAAAAGACUUGUGAAGAAACUUUCUCUUUAAAUAAUACUGUGAUCCUUUUCAUUAGGAUCAAAUUGUAAUAUGUAAUUUUGAUACUGGUGUUAUUCUGAUUGGUAUUUGGUAACUGAUAAACACAUUUUUAAAAUAUGUUAUAGAAGUUUUACACAACUACUAAUUUUAAGUAUAAAUGGAAUAUCAUAUUGCUAUCAGAGCCUACUAUUAAACUUAAAAUAAUUGCCAGGUAAGACUU
This is a messenger RNA of Cydia strobilella, 2123 nucleotides long. RefSeq names its product carnitine O-acetyltransferase-like (gene CRAT). Gene Ontology annotation, biological process: carnitine metabolic process, CoA-linked. Gene Ontology annotation, cellular component: peroxisome. The coding region runs from base 39 to 1700 and encodes 553 amino acids. Gene Ontology annotation, molecular function: carnitine O-acetyltransferase activity. NCBI's taxonomy places the organism in Eukaryota, Metazoa, Arthropoda, Insecta, Lepidoptera, Tortricidae. The transcript has 11 exons. The record is from RefSeq and is a predicted model, not a curated record.